This is a messenger RNA of Hylaeus volcanicus, 6378 nucleotides long. Its product is annotated as pleckstrin homology domain-containing family G member 5-like. The coding region runs from base 2491 to 5361 and encodes 956 amino acids. Gene Ontology annotation, cellular component: axon; endocytic vesicle; plasma membrane. The record is from RefSeq and is a predicted model, not a curated record. Gene Ontology annotation, molecular function: guanyl-nucleotide exchange factor activity. The transcript is spliced from 17 exons. NCBI's taxonomy places the organism in Eukaryota, Metazoa, Arthropoda, Insecta, Hymenoptera, Colletidae. Gene Ontology annotation, biological process: endothelial cell migration; Rho protein signal transduction.
CGCUACAGAAAACGCAGGACGCUCAAAAGCUAAUUGAGUAUUCAAUUCGAUGAAACUCUUCGAUAAUAGCCGCCCUCGAGGACGUCCCGAUGCUCCAUCGGAAGCUAAUUAAUCACGUUCGCUUCGAGUUGAACGGCUUCGAGGAGACAAUCGAGCCGCGACCUAAGGCCACCCGAAAGAUCGCCGAGUUCCCGAUUCGUUCGUAGUCGAUUCACCGGAAAAGAUCCCGUCCGAUCCCCGUCAUUUGGCUGUCGCGUCCCGUCAUCGAGCUUGUCGAAAGUUUGACCAUUCACGGGCGAAAGUUCCGAAGCAAGUAUUCAUCGAGUUUCCACAGCAACGACCCAACUCGAACGAUGGUACAGCUGAGCGUGGAAGGGCGUCGAGGAUGAGAACCCAAGAAGUUCGAUAGAAGCCUUAAUCUGGCGUUCCGACGGAUCCCCGAGUCCGGAACUCGCUUCGCCACACUUGUGACGACCUAGACCAGCGUUUCGGUGACUUUGGCGCCUUGAACUCGACGAAUUCUCGACGGGAGGGGGAUCUCCCUCGAUCUCUCUCCGACCAAGUUCUCCUCGAGGAGAGAAGAUCCUAACAUUAUACAGGCUAUUUCCACGACGUUUCGCAACCGCCAUUAAGCAAAUGGUAGGCAUCAUCUCCGUGGCGUGUUUCGCGCGCACUCGAGCGAAAAAGUCGAUUCUAGUCUGCCAGGCGCACUUAACGCGACGUCUCGUUCGCGUUGAAACGUGACUCCUCGUAAAAUCAACUUGCGAGCUACGUGCCCGGGGUAUCAACAGACAAGGCUCGUAACUGUCGCGGGACGCCGGCUCGGGAUAAGUCUGAAGGACGACCUUUCCUGGGGAUGAAUAACCCUGACGAAGAACCUAGACGGCAAUAAAAGUCCGAUCCAGCGCUGGACUGAAAUUUAUCCAGGUUCGUUAGCGGACCGGGGGGCUGCACGGAGUAUUACGACGACCACAGACUCCCCCUAAGACGCGAGGAAUCGAAGUUUCGAAAGACAAUAAGAAAUCCGAUUUCCGAAGCGGGAGCUCGUAAUCCAGAAACCGCUCGAACGUCGUAGGUCAAGGAGCCCGCGGUAAGUUGCCACGAGUAUUCGGUCGCGUGGGUCCGUUACCUGUGCAUCGAUCAUUCGCCAGGCACCAUAGAGACACGAGAAGAAAAACAACGAAGGGAAAGAGACCGUGGAAUACUUUUCGACUGUUAAAAGUUCUCGAAGAGAUCGUCGAAACGGACGCUAAUGGUCUCUCGGGGCGCAGAGUAUAGCCUACCAGCGAAGCGCUGCCAAGGGUAACGAGUUUCCGACCUAAGUGCAAAUAACGUUCAUCCCUGGAUCUCUCUUUCCCGAGAGAACACGCUCGACGGUACAGUAGUUGCAAACAGUUCCACGAAUCGAAGAACUUGGAACCGUUUACCCGAUAAACAGACCUGGUGUACUUAUACGAUAAACUCCCCGAUCCACGAGAUCGGGAGACGUAACUCCGCCAAGCUCACGGUACCUAUUGAUCAUCCCGUGAAUCUCGUCGGUAGGAUCGGGGAUCGACUCUGUCCAGGUGGGCCAAAGAGUGGAAGCUUUGAUGAAUAAGCAGAGAAAAGGGAGCAGGACCAUAAACAGAGCUGGAUUUCCAGAUAAGUCACCGUAAUUCCGUCACGUUCCGACUCUUUGAUCGAUGGUCCAGCCCGUGAAUCUCGCUUGUCGGUGUUCAACAAACAUCCGAGGACCAACGCUGUCCGAUCGGCCUGGCAAGCCAGAAGCUUCGAUAAACAUAGCGGGAAAAGAGACCAGAACUCUAAACAGACCUGGAUCUCCUGGUUGCUGAGAUCGGUCAACAAAGCUACGUCACCGUUGGACUCGUCCAUCGUUCGUCAGUCUUCGACAAACAUUGGAGGAUCGAGAAUCGCCGCUGCCUGGUCGGCCAGGCAGGCGAAAGGGUGGGAGGUUCGAUAGAUAAGGAGGUUGAAGGGGUGUGGAAGCGGAGAGGCGAUCUGCGAAGCUUGGCGCACAGGUUGAGCACCGGCAGCGGAAUCGGACGCUACGCAAUUGGUUCGUUCGGUCACGGUGGGGCAACCGGGCCCAGCGGUGGCGGGCCUGUGGAGGGGUUCACCGGCGCUGAGGGCACGGACCCCGUCAACGGUUGCCUAGGUGGGCCGCAGCCGGUGGUGGGGUCUAGAAGCGGCGCGGUGUCCGCGUCCGCUGGCGCCUCAAGCCGCAGUGUCCUAAGUCGGCGGCCCAGUCGCGACUUAAGCCCGUCCAAGUCGUCCGAGGGCCAGGAUGCGCCCACCCACGGGGGCGGGGGUGGUGGCGGUGUCGGUACCGCAUCCGGUGCUGGCGCAAUCCCUUCCGGACAAGAUUGGCGAAGGCUAGUCGGCAGCAUCAGACGCAAGGUCAGCCGGAAGACUACCCAGAGCAGCGCCAGCAUCUCCGAGGCCGGUCUUCAAGAGACCAACCGCAAUCAAGAUGACUUUCUCAAAGCCACCAUGAGAAUCUUCCUGGUGGUGUCGCCACCGAUGGGACGUGUUCAGGUGCGUUCGAGGUCGUUGACCCAACUGGACGCUCUGGGCGGCAGCAUGCUGGACACGGGAGAACAUCUGGGGGGUGGUCCCUCGCAACAGCAAUCCCAUCACCUUCACCACCAUUACCAACCUCAGCAACUGCAGCACCACCCCCAAAGUGUCGAAAGUAAUCCGCGUUUUCUCGUGCCUAGCGCAGCGUCCGUCGAGGGUACCCACCAGAACCGUACCAGGCACAAGCUGUCUCGGUCGCAGGUCUCUAGCAGUGAGUAUUUCAGCGUCAGUUUCGACCUGUCCGACGACUCCGGAUCUUUGGACAGAGACGAGCUUCUACCAGCUGCGAAAGGGACAUGCUUAGCGGACGCCCUGCUCACAGCUUGUGACAAACGUGGCAUAGACCUGUCGCGUAUCGAGGUUCACGACGGUGUUUCAUCGCCAUUACCGAUUCUGACGACGGACACAGCGAGCCUUGGUGGAAAACAUCUUCGAAUAACAGUCAAGGACAACGAGAAACCGAACUCGAGAUCGACGGGUCAGAGGGUUGGCCAAAGCGUAUCCUUGAGGAAAACAGGCGGGAGCUAUCGAGGUCGCAGCGGUCGCUUCUUCAGCGUCUCGACGGAAGACUCGAGCGUCGAUUCCGAGGUAAGCUGCAGCACGACGCUGACGUCUGGUCGGAGCUCUGCUGGGGCUGCAGGGCUCAAGACCAGCAAGCAGCGCUGGAGCGGCUUCUUCACGAACACGAAGGGCAACAAGCUGGACCUCCUCACCGCUCAACUAGACGACUACAAUAAGCACGGUGUCCCGAAGCUCACGGAUGUUCAACUACCCUACGAACUCUCUAUCAACGAAGAUGCCUUGUACGACUUAGAAGACGACUGGCGCGACAUUGUAUACAACUCGGACCAACUUUCGGAGAAGCAGCAGCAGCAACAGACUGCUUUGUGGGAGUUAGCUCAAACGGAAGUAGCGUACAUCAAGACGCUGAAGGUCGUCACAGACCUCUUCAUGGCGUGCCUCUGUAGCCUGCAGGCCUCGAAUAUCCUGACCGAGGUCGACAGGAGCAAGCUCUUCAGCAACAUCCCUGAGAUCUAUGCCGCCAAUCUCUACUUUUUGGCCGAGCACGUCCUGGCGAUGGUGAACACGUCGAGGGCCACUAGACAACCGCUCGAUCCUGGUCAUCUUCUGCAAGGUUUCGAGACCUUCGAGCAAACGUUCGCCCCGUACACCAGGUACUGCGCCGAGCAGAGCAGGUGUCAGCAGUACUGCAGGGACCGAUUCAACGAUAAUCAACUGUUCACGGUCUAUCUGGUGUGGUGCGAGACUCAGAAGGACUGCAAUCGACUGAAGCUACUCGACAUAUUGGUGAAGCCUAUGCAGAGAUUGACCAAGUACUCCCUCCUACUCAAGGCCGUUCACAAGAACACGGAGAACGAGGAGCAACGAAUAGAAUUGACACACAUGAUCAAAUCUGUGGACGACUUCGUGGCGUCCGUAAACGCAGCCUUGAAGAGGAGUGAGGAGACCGCACGAUUGGCCAGUGCGGCGUCUCGCAUAGAGUGCUACGACGUGGUCGAAUCUCGAGACGAAGAAUUAGAAAAGCUGAUCAAGAUUCACAGUACGUUCGACAUUACCACGGCGCCGAUACCAGGUUGUCCAAAGGACACGCUGAGAGUUCUUCUCCGCGACGGAGACUUGAAGCUCAGGGACGCUGCUAGCAGCAAGAUGGAGGUCCACGUACUGCUGCUAACCGACAUGUUAUUGAUCUGCAAACCAUCGACCAAGAAGACCUCAUCCAGUGGGCUGACUGGAACCACCGGUGGUGGUUUGAAGAUUAUCAGACAGCCGUACGUGAUCGACCGCAUCCGCAUACACGAGCUCAAGGAGCCAACCAGCUUGGGAUUGAUUUAUCUGAACGAGUACGGAGCGACAUCGGCUGCCCUAGUCCUCAGUGCUGGCGAAUCAAAACUGGCGAAGUCUUGGAUGGAAUCCAUAAGGAAAGCUCAGCAACAAUUCGCGCUGAUGAAGGUACCACCGCUAGGUAACACCUUGAACUUGGCGACUGUCAGCAGACAGCCCAGCACCCACCUAGGUGACAUCGAUUUCGAAGGGGAAGAAUGCGAGGCGAUUCUGAAGACGCCUCGAGGAAGUAGCAGGGCGUCGCGCGUCAGCAGCCUUGCCCACAGUCACAGUCGCGAAACGACUUCCAGCGGAAGCAUAGAGAUGGAGGGAGUGUCUCCGGGAAGCAGCAGCUUCCUGCCCAGUUACAAUCAAAGCAGAAACGUUAGUGUGGAGACCACCGAGCUACCGCGAGCUUCGAGCGUGUCGUCCGAGGAGGGCGGCGAAAGUUCUGGGCACAACCACAGACCCCUACAAAUAAGUCCUAACAAAUUUGAUAAUAGACGAUACCUGCCGAGUAAGUCACCGACGCCCAACACGCUGAGUGUCCAAGUACCACCAUAUUCUAGCUUGGGCCAAUCGCUGCCAAACUUGACUUUAGCUACUUCGCCACAAACUUCGACCGUAUCUCCGACACCGCCAAACUCGCUUCUUAUCGUACCCCAAAUAACAAAGAGCAAGGACACUUUGCUUUCACCAGGGCACCGAGGUAUCUCCUAUCCACCACCGUCACCCCCGAGAGGGGCUCUAAGAAGAGCGUUCGCGAUUCCGCAAUCGCGAAAUCCGCCUCUCGUUAAAACGAGACACAUAAGCUCGUCUGUGACGCAGACGGUGCAACCCACGAUGAACCUGGAAACAGAAGCCAUCGAGGAGAGAAGAAGGAGGCUGGAACCUUCGCACAGGAUGCCAUCGACGAGCAGCAUCGCGGAAGAAAAGAAAUGACAAGAGCUGGGAUACAAGAGUAACCUACCGAAAAGGUAAAUUGCUACGGACCAUCCGCAUUUGAUAAAGGGUGUACGUGACAACGUCGUGUUUAGAAACAAGAUGUUGCUUUCUGUUGUCUAUAUGCAAGUGCUGCACACACUUUCAUGCAGAGUCAGAAACGGGUUCAAAUAAUCGGAAAGGAUUCAACUUGAGUAGGCGAACGUCUCGUACUCCCUGUGCCUACAAUAUGAAUCGAGCAAUUUUACAAUCGAUUGGGGCCAUUCGAAAUCAACGUGAAGUUUGUACCAUGACUGUAUCAUUGUAACUUAUUGAUUAGCCACGUAACUUCUAGAUCUCAUUUUGUAAUUAACAACGUGGCGAUUGAAACGGCCACGUUCAAUAUUACCCUAGUUCAUUUAGAAUUGUAAGCGAUGAACAGAACAGAACAAAAAAAAAAAAACAGGCCUACAUAGUGUAAUUACAAUUACGACUAUUUAACGUGAUUUAAGUUUAGAUGACUAUAACAGUUGGAGUUAAGAUGCCUCUAGUGACCAUUUUCAAACUAAAAAAAAAAACGAGUUUCGUGAUUUAACGAUAACGCAGGUGCGAUCAUUAGGCGAAAGAACGCACGUAGCGAAAGUCACACUUUUUCGUAGAAGAAACAGUUGCGCUAAAUCCCUCGUACAAAGCUUCGAUAAAAUAUAAUUACAUGUGUGAGGAGGAUACGAGAAAACGUUAAAGCGGGGAAAAACGUUUACGUUAAGUACAAAUUCGAUUUCGCAAUAUUUUGUUCGAGAGACUGAACUGAAGAAUCGGGCCGUCGAUGAAUGUCACCUAACUAGAGACAACAAUAUUUAGAAAGAAAACAAGAGCAAUGAUUUUAUACGAGCUCCUCAUGUAAGAUUUCUUUCGACCCUCAAAUUUGUGCAGCUUGCAUUAAGCUUAAACGUGUUAACUAUCAUAAAGAAUAUCGAUUGUGCGUGUAUGUACGAUCACUCACGAUCAAGGUCAAAAUAUAGUACAUAAUUUAUUAAC